UUAUUGUGUAAACUUCACAACGCACUUGUACAAUAAAUUAAACUUUAAACUUAAUUUUAUAGCUGUUAAAGUACCACCUUAUCUGAGAUUCGUUAAAAAUUGUAGUAAUUAGGCUCUAGAAAGAUAUCAACUGUUUAAGGCGUGUACAAAUGUUGGGUAUCCGAAAGAAAUGGACAAUAUUUCUAAGGACAAGUUUAAUAUAGAAGUUUAAAAGUUUAGAGCAAUUAGGGAUACGAAGAUAGUUCAAUAAUUUAGUAAGAAUUAAGUAAGAAAUCGUACAGAAGAAGGGAGUCCAUUAAAAUGGAGAAUGAUGUUGCCGAACCAAAUUUGGGAGGAGACAUUAUUUGGAAUUGAGACUGUUAACGAAGAACAAACACAACGAUUAUCACGAUGGUAUUAUCAUCACCUGCUGUAUAAGAUAAUACGGACUGAUAUCCUUUUCGAAAUUUAAACCUGUUGUUUGUCCAACCAACCCGGUCCUUAAUAUGGAUAGUAAGAAACAGGCACAAAAGCGACAAAAGCGUCAAUCCAAAGUACUCGAAGAAAACUUUUGGGAUUGCAGCGUUUGCACGUUUCGUAACACUGCUGAAGCCUUUAAGUGUUCCAUGUGUGAUGUCCGUAAAGGGACAUCGACUAGGAAACCUAGAUUAAAUCCUCAACUCGUAGCUCAGCAAGUUGCUCAAACAAUACCACCUCCUCCUCCUAAACCUCGCAGAGAAGAUAGCAAAGAGAGAAAGUUACACAACUUAUCUGUAAUUCAUCCUGAUGGAAAGGUUUCCAAGAAGAAAAUUCGCAAUAUACGUCCGAGACUGAAAAACAUUGAUAGAAGCCAAGUAGUUCGUCAACCUGUAACGGUGAACAACGUCACAGUAGUUAUUACCGAGUAUAUGAUGAGAUCUGUUACUAGUUCCUCGCAGAGUAAUCCCAUGAUUUCUACAGAGAUCCCAAGUUCCUCUGAUAUUAGCAAUCAGUCGGAAAUUAUUAGUGUUAAUGGUGAGGGUCCAGUGAUUCCAACGCCAGCUUCUCAACAACAAUAAUUUUCCAUGUUUUGCCCUUUAAAAUGUUGCAAAACAAAAACCAACUCUUUUUCUUCGUUUACCUCCCCCUAGCAGCCAGCCUGGCAGCGAUUAUCGCAGACUCAGUAUAAAAUAGGCCCACCCAUAAUCAGAUUAUGGGUGGGUAUACUAAUUUAUACUUUAUCACGUUUUUGCAUUUACUUAAUAACCCCCAUCACAAGUCAAGACUGCAUGACCUUCUACUACACUACUUUAUGGUUGAUGAAUAUGAAGUGUAAGAAUGCCAACUUGUAACAAAACCGAUGUCAAGAAUACCAAUAAUUAAUUUUAUUUAUAUUUUAUAAUCCACCGAUACACACAUACAUACAUAUUGCCGGAAAUGAGAAGCACAAACAUCAACAUUAAAUGUCAUAAUGUUUUCUGCUGUCAGCUAGAUAUAGUUAGUGAGAGUCAGUAGUUGGUGACUGAAUAAUUAAUUGUUAAGGGGAUAUAAGAAUGAAGAGUUUUUUAUUAAUCAGAAUUUAGAAUUUUGGAUAAUUACAGACUACCAAAAAAGAUAACGAGAACAGAUAGGCACAGUUUUUAGGCGAAAAAUUUACAUGUAUUCUCAGGUGUUGGUUUUCGUUAUUUUAAAAGCAUUGUAGAAUUUUCUAACUAGACGUGAACCGGAUUGCCACUUGUAAAUGUACUGAUUCCUGAAAAUUUUGGGUAGAUCAAAUCUGGAUCAGCAAAUUUGGAUAUAAUUUUAUCUCAAAAAUAGUGUUUCAGCAGACCUCUACAUGAAAUAAUUAGAGUCAAUUUAAUAGAGAAUAAUUAUUCCUUGAGAAUAAUUAUUUUUAGUCACCACCAGGAAAUAUGGAGGUCCUGUUGAUUUGUUUGGUUUUUCUUAUUUAUUCUUCUUGAAAUGAACUGAGGAGACAUAACAAUUCAUUAUACAAGUUUAUUUAUCGUCAAAGAAGGAAGUAAGGUAGCUUUUUUGACUGACGCUACAUGCACACACUUACUACGAAUGAUUAUUAUGGAGUCGAGUACAUAUUACGCGUGGGUUUUUAUGAUCUCAUUUUUAUUUGUCCAAAAUUCGCCUUAUAGAGUGCAUAAUGAUGCUACUGCUGCUGAUAAUAAUAAUAAUUUGUCGUCUUUGUAGUCGUCGUUCUUGUUGAAAUGAUUCAGGGAUUAAUUAAUUAUUCUUUUAUUACACUCUUUAUUUUCGUUUAUAUAUAGCUUUAGUUUGUCAUUUUAGUAUAAGAAUAAUCACAACGGCGUAAUUUAUUUAGUUGAUUUUAAAUAAAUAAUUGUUAUUUAUAUGCAUACUUACGGAUUGUCUAUCAUGAGAUGACAAUAUAAACGUCAUUCAAUAAUUAUUAUUUAGUCCUAUUAGCUUAAUUAUAAUAAGUAAUAUUUAUAAUGAAUGUAAUUUAAGCGUCUGUGUGUCUCAUGAUUCAAAUUUCUAUACUGCUACUAUUUACUACAGAAAUUGGUAAUUGUUGUAUCAUUCACGAUGCCAUCAAAGUAUUAUUAUUUAAAAGUGUCACACAUUUUGGAUUCGAAAAAGACGACGAGAUAUUUCUAAUAAAAUGUAAUCGAACUUAUGAAAUGAAAAAA
Folsomia candida is the source of this 2618-nucleotide messenger RNA. It is a transcript of the gene RYBP, whose product is annotated as RING1 and YY1-binding protein. Gene Ontology annotation, molecular function: DNA binding; transcription coregulator activity. Lineage: Eukaryota; Metazoa; Arthropoda; Collembola; Entomobryomorpha; Isotomidae. Gene Ontology annotation, biological process: positive regulation of DNA-templated transcription. The transcript has 6 exons. The record is from RefSeq and is a predicted model, not a curated record. Gene Ontology annotation, cellular component: nucleus. Bases 486 to 1037 code for a protein of 183 amino acids.